UCAGAUUUGACAGGGAACCACUUGAAAGUUGAAAGACAAAGAAGUUGUGAGAUAUUUCAUGAGUGAAAAGAUGUCUGACUCUGGAGUCAAUCCACACUUGGAGGGGAUUAUUUCUGAUUUUGAAGCUCUGAAGAGGUCCUUUGAGGUGGAGGAUGUUGACACUUCAUCUCACUCUUCCCCCGGCUCCCGCCGGACAACCAACUCCCCUCACCGUAAUGCCAUGUCUCCUACCAGCAUCUACUACCGUGACCUGGGCACUGCCGCCAACAACAACAACAACCUCAACUACACCCAGCCUCGCUCCAUUAUGGGCGGAGGAGGCUCCAAGACCCCCGAGCCUGUGUCACGCCGUUCCGAACUUUCCAUCGACAUCUCCUCCUCCUCAUCCAACAAGCCGGUGGACAACGUCACCAGCCCUGCUUCCACGCGCUUUGUGACCAACAGCGCCCUCAAACGCCCCGAGGUCUUGGGCCACUCUAAGACCCCCGAGAUGAGCCACAGGAGGGAGGUCACUUUUGCCAAGACGCCUACUGACUCCCCAGUGAUACGGCGCAACGAGGGCAACAGUAACAACAAUGGGACCAGCCGGACCCCCGAGCAGAAUCACGCUCGCAAGUUUGAGCCCCCCAGUCCCGGGGAUGUACGGAAGCCUGAUAUCUGCAUCACCAGAGCUCCACCAGAGAACAAUGGCCACCACCCGCCAGUGCACCACCCACACCACCCCAACCCACACCACAACACCAUUGUGACCACCUUCCGCUGUUCCUCACCUAACCAUGCUGGACGCAAAUCCCCCAACCCUGACAGGUCAGAGGUCAGUCUGAGCCACAGCAACAUGUCCGAGUCCACCAAGCCCCACCACCCCGCUCCUCAGGGUAAGGGGGAGAAGACCCAAGGCAGCGAUUUCAGCUAUGUGGGUAUCGAUGCCAUCCUGGAGCAGAUGAGGAGGAAGGCCAUGAAGCAGGGUUUCGAGUUUAACAUCAUGGUUGUGGGGCAAAGCGGCCUGGGGAAGUCCACUCUGAUGAACACCCUGUUCAAAUCCAAGGUGAGCCGUAAAUCAGUUCAGCCCAACCCAGAGGAGAGGAUCCCCAAAACCAUCGAGAUCAAAUCCAUCAGCCACGAUGUUGAGGAGAAAGGAGUGAGGAUGAAGUUGACAGUAAUUGACACUCCCGGUUUUGGAGAUCAGAUCAACAAUGAAAACUGCUGGCAGCCCAUUAUGAAGUUCAUCAAUGACCAGUAUGAAGCCUACCUGCAGGAGGAAAUCAACAUCGAUAGAAAGAAGAGGAUCCCAGACUCCAGGGUCCACUGCUGCAUAUACUUCAUACCUCCCACAGGCCACUGUCUUAGGCCUCUGGAUGUGGAGUUCAUGAGGCGUCUCAGCAAGGUGGUCAACAUCGUCCCCGUCAUCGCCAAGGCUGACACACUCACCCUGGAGGAGAGGGACUUCUUUAAACAGACGAUUAGAGAAGAGCUGCGGGCCAAUGGGAUCGAUGUUUACCCCCAGAAAGAGUUUGAUGAGGAUGCAGAGGACAGGAUGAUCAAUGACAAAAUCAGGGAGAUGAUCCCCUUUGCUGUGGUGGGCAGUGACCAGGAGUACCAGGUGAACGGGAAGAGGAUUCUGGGGAGAAAAACAAAAUGGGGCACCAUAGAAGUUGAGAAUAUUGCACACUGUGAGUUUGCUUACCUGCGAGACCUCCUCAUCAGGACACACAUGCAGAACAUCAAGGACAUCACAGGCAGCAUCCACUAUGAGACGUAUCGUGUCCGCCGGUUAAAUGAAUCCAACGGCCAUUUCACCUCUCACCAAUCUGACCAUCCUACUGUUGAGUCAAAAACCAAUGGUCAGCCAGAGGAGCAGCCCAGCGCCCUGCAGGCCAACGGAGUGGCUGCCCAGCAUCAAGCCCUGUCCCACGAGAUGUAGAGAGUGUGGUGCCAAAAUAUGAUUUCAGGAAGCAGUCAGUCAUAAUACAUACACUCACUCAUGUAUCCUGUUUACAUGAACAUGCCCACACGCACACAUAGACAUGCACUCAUGCUGUGAAGACCAUUUUUAUUAUCUAGAAGGACUACCUAACCACAGCUUUUAAUUUAUCAGGAGGUUACAAGACACAGGACUCAGAGUAAAUCCCAGCAUUUUCCUUCUGCGGGCUGGUUACUUGUCAUUUCCAUCAUUGCAUUUUCUCCCAUCUGCUCGACUUCCCCAUGCAAUUUACAUUCAGGAUUGUUUACAAUAAACCAUGAACGUUGUCAGGUCAUGGAUAAACAAAACUAAAUACAUACAGUACAUGUCUCAUUAGUCAGCUUUGACUGGUGGGUUUGUUUUUAGAGCAUCCACUGAUUGUCAGCUCUGCAGUGGGAGUACAGCAUCUAUGCAAGCAAGAUGUGAGUGACUUAACAGUGAAGCAACAGACACAAGAUUUUGAUCAGAAUCAGUCAAAAUGAUGGAAAAAGAGUAAAAAAUUGGCAGGAGGUUUAACCAUUCAGGGCUGCCCUCAUGAGGAGAAAUGGCAAUUCAAAAUGAAGUACAGCAUUUCAGAUGAUACUAGAUUAGCUCUAAACUAGAAAUAGCUGUUAGUGCCACUGGCCUGGUCUGCUUUGUGUUGUGGUGUAUAGUUUUGUAUAGAUACUAGGGUUAAAUAGGGAUAUUUAGAUUAGGUUUAUAGUAUUAUGGAGGAAGUAAAGAUGUUGUUGACACCUCUGCACUGCCAAAUAAAAAAAGAAAGCAAUAGCAGUGUGGAGCAGCUUUCGGGAAAAUGAGUCGUCUUGUCAUUUUUCUGUUGUGCUAUGAUGUUUUUAAAACCCCUUUUUGCCAAACCAUCCUGCCUCUUUCUAUAUAAUGCCAAUGUUGUGUAAUACCGUCAUACCUUGCAUUUUACAUCGCUCAUUUACUAUUGUAUUUUUAUUGCUGUUGUUCAUGGUCUAAUAUUAUUGUGUAAGAUGGGGUUGUGGAGAAAUCUGUGCAACUGUUAUCCCAUGCAGCCAUUUUGCCCAUUUUUUUUUUUCUGACUGUAAACCAAAAUAAAAGUCAAUUUUUCUGUCCUAAAGAGAAGCACAUACAGUAUAUAGAGUCGAUUUAUGAAUAGGUAUUUAUGUGUAUGUUUAGUGUAAUCAGUAUAAUUCAACUUCCAUUCCAGCUGUUGGCUUCCAGAGGUUUGUUGCAGGUCUUAAACAGUGAUGAUCUUUUAGGUUUAGACAGUGUUAGUUUUUUUUGUUGCCUGCACUCAUACAAUAUGUCGUGCCCUGUUGGUUAGGCUCCACUAUAACUGGUGCCCAAGGAGUUAACCUGCUAGUGAAGUGGUCUGUAUUUGUUCAUUCAGUACUAAUAAUUACAGCUGAUCCCGCCAGUAGAUAAUGGUUAGAACAGUAAUGACAUUUAUGUUACUAACUUAAAUCAUUUUGUCUGAAGGGGAUAUUUUGCUAUUCACCGAGAGGAAGAAACAACCUUAAAUAAAACCCAUAAAAUGACAUGACACCACUGUAUUUUUAAUAUUUGUGAAAAAAUGUGUGCAUUCAUGCAAACUCACGGGAUGUUUUGUAGAGGGUACAUCUAAAUUUUUAACAUUCUCAUCAUUUCGUAAUAAACAUAGUCAAGUCACAAUAAAAACGUUUUCCAUACAUGCAAAGAGAAGUAAUGACUAUUGUCUCUUAUCCAGAGAAAGUUAUUGGGUUCCACUUUGUUUACUGUUGUAUAGUUCUUGUGUAAUUUGUUAUGAUAUUAUAGAUCAAGGUUUUAUCUUUGAUAUGCUAUCUCAAAGAAUAAAGAUUGAUAUUUUUAUUGUUUAAAAGUU
Molecule: messenger RNA, 3788 nt
Organism: Toxotes jaculatrix (banded archerfish)
Lineage: Eukaryota; Metazoa; Chordata; Actinopteri; Toxotidae
Gene: septin9b
Product: septin 9b
Exons: 11
Coding region: 59-1921 (620 amino acids)
Biological process (GO): cytoskeleton-dependent cytokinesis
Cellular component (GO): septin complex; septin ring; microtubule cytoskeleton
Molecular function (GO): GTP binding; GTPase activity; molecular adaptor activity
Source: RefSeq, a predicted model, not a curated record